AUGGUAACCCCAGAUGGACCCCAGGCAGCGUCUUUUGGCAUAGCAUUGCCAUCAUGGAUUGUGGAUAAAAAGAAUUCCCUUUGGAUACCAGAGACUUUAACAUUUGAUGAAGAUGCUACAUCUUCACAAACUAAGAAAGAAACAAAAGCUAGUUUAGUUAAACAACAACAGAGAAAGAAGAAGAAAGGUAAAGGGGGAGGAGCUAAUACUAAAGGACAAAAAAAGAAACCAGUUCAUAGAAAAGCCCCGCCUACUGAAGAGACUCAGAGAGUGAACUUGCGUCUAAUAGCUGAGAAAAAAGGUACAUUUAAGUACAUGGUGGUUGUCAAUUCUGACUCUUAUCUCUAUUGUAUGAUACAGCAAGAACUAAAGAUCAAAGUUCAUGAAAAGAAAGAAGUUUCUGGUAAAGAACAGUGGGAGGAGCUUGAGAAGGAGGAAGAAGAAGAGGAUGUUAUUGAGGAAAGUAGACAAAAAGAUGAUCAUGGUGAUGAACAACCACCACAAGAGGGUGGGGAGGAAGAGGGUGAUGUUCAACAGUCUUAUAGCGAAGAGGAAGAAGAAGAAGAAGGACAACAACCUCAAGAUGAGGAGCCUCCACCAUCAAAGCCUGCAGCACAACCUUCAGCACAAAAAACGUGGACGAGGACGUCCUCCUGGAAGCACUUUGAGUACCCAAAAAAAGAAGGAGCUUCAAAAGCACCACGUCCUAAGAAGAAUCCUCCAAAAUUACAAGACGACAAACCCAAACGACCAAGGGGUCGUCCUAAAAAACCUACAGAAGCUCCAGUUGAAAAACAUCAGAGUCUGAGGAAGAGGAAGAAGAAUUUCAGCCAUCAUUUAGUGAAGAUGAUGAAGAUGAUGAACCAGAAGUUAUGCCGACUAAAGGGACAAGAGGUCGUCCCAGAAAAGGGGGAAAUCGAGGACGUAAACGACCAUAUCAGUGAAGAUGAAGAUGAAGAGUACCAACCAAAUAAAAAGCCAAAAGGACGUGCACGAAAGAAAACUGAAGAGGCAAAGAGUGAUGGUUUAGAAUACAUCAAACAAGAAUGUCCAGACAUUUUUUGUCUGCAAGAAACUAAAUGCUCAGAAAGUGACUUACCCAAGUCUGAUCUAGAAGUGCCGGGAUACCAUACUUAUUGGUAUUCUGCUGAAGAAGGCUAUAGUGGAACAGGGAUGUAUUGUAAAGAGGAACCUUUAAAUGUCACUUAUGGAAUUGGUAUCGAGAAGCAUGAUAAUGAGGGUCGAGUGAUAACUGCUGAAUUUGAGGACUUCUAUUUUAUAACAGCAUAUGUUCCUAAUGCCGGUGAUAAAUUGAAACGGUUGGAUUACAGAGUGGGGGAAUGGGAUCCAGACUUUAGAAAUUACCUUCAAACUCUGGACAAGACUAAACCUGUUAUAUUGUGUGUGAUUUUAAAUGUAGCUCAUAAUGAAAUAGAUCUAGCUAAUCCAAAAUCAAAUCAAAAAACAUCUGGUUUUACAAAAGAAGAGAGAGCAUCUUUUACUACAUUACUAGAAGAGAGCAAGUUUGUGGAUUCAUUCAGACAUCUUUAUCCUGACAAGAAAGAUGCCUACUCAUAUUGGUCAUAUCGUUCUAAUGCCAGAGCUAACAACAAAGGAUGGAGGUUAGACUAUUUUGUCAUAUCUGAUCGUUUGGUAAACAAUUUAUGUGACAGUAUGAUUCGUCCACAAGUUUAUGGCAGUGACCAUUGUCCUAUUGUUCUCUUAUUAGCUUUGUAA
Messenger RNA from Gigantopelta aegis, 1737 nucleotides. RefSeq names its product DNA-(apurinic or apyrimidinic site) endonuclease-like. Gene Ontology annotation, biological process: base-excision repair. The record is from RefSeq and is a predicted model, not a curated record. Gene Ontology annotation, molecular function: endonuclease activity; double-stranded DNA 3'-5' DNA exonuclease activity; DNA-(apurinic or apyrimidinic site) endonuclease activity. NCBI's taxonomy places the organism in Eukaryota, Metazoa, Mollusca, Gastropoda, Neomphalida, Peltospiridae. Gene Ontology annotation, cellular component: nucleus.